Babesia ovata is the source of this 1278-nucleotide messenger RNA. RefSeq lists its product as uncharacterized. The record is from RefSeq and is a predicted model, not a curated record. The coding region runs from base 1 to 1278 and encodes 425 amino acids. NCBI's taxonomy places the organism in Eukaryota, Apicomplexa, Aconoidasida, Piroplasmida, Babesiidae. The transcript is spliced from 3 exons.
AUGAUUUUGCAACUCCCCCUCCUGGAGUCCGUCGUUGCCCAGGCCGUUGUCCCUGUCGUCGCCGGUGAGCUUGCAUAUCUUAUAGCUUCGCCAGUUGGUGCCGCAUUUCUCUGCCAAGUUGCUAAGCGCCUCGUGCGUCAUCGGGAUCAUGCUAAGCAACACCUUGGCGUACUUGUCGGCGUCCGCCUCCCGGCACUCCGCGCCCGAGUAAGUGGAGAUGUACGCACCGCCGAACUCACCGGCGAAGGCACUGAGUCCCCUGCUCACGGAGUCCAGCGUGGGAGUGGAGGGCCGCUGGAACGACUGCGGAGUCAGCUGUGUGAGCGCGUCGGUGAGGUUGUGGAGCAGGCCUCGCAGCCUGUCGUCGAAGCCCUGCGUCACGCAGAGCCUAUUAAUGUUUUCGCUGCGCUCACCCUCCAUCUGCCUCAUGAAGCCCUUGAAGCCCACGAAGAGAUCCCUGUUUAUCUCGCCGGGCAGCUCCCCCAGCUCCUCGGCCACCUUGUCGGCAAAGUGUUUCAGCGCGUCCUUCGCGGACUCCACGUAGUCACGCCGCGCCUGCUUGGUGAGCUCCGCGAUUGCCUUUUCAAUCUCACUGUCUACGAAGCGUUCAAUGUUUUCUACUUUCUCCCAUUUUAUGUAAUCGGCGUUGGUGAGGAACUUGUCGCACAUGGCGAUGGCCUCCUGGAGGUCACGGAUGCGGAGGGUGUCAAUUUGUGUCUUGAUUUUUGCGAGGUCUUUGUCGAUGUUAUGAUCUUUGAAAAGCCCCAACUUCCAAUCCACACUACCGGCUUCGCUCGCAAUCUUGGCGCACAGUUCACCAAGGAAUUUGUUGAUGUCAGGGACUGUAUCCCUGUUGAGCUCUGCAAUUGCUUUUUCAAUGCCUUCAAGUCCACUACAUUUGUCUUUCCCAAUCUCCUUUAUCAUGAAAUCCAAAUUGUUCAUCACGCCUCUUUCUUUUGGCUCACCGGCAUCCUCACCCUGCAACUGCUUCCUCAGCUCUUCAAGCUCUGUGGUGAUCUUGUCGACGCCAUCGCCGAUUGCAGUGGGCUGAGUGGACAACUCACUUUGUUGAGUGUGAAGGUUAUUUUUAUUAUUUUCAAGGCCCUUAGUUCCCUGCCAACUUGCAUCUUUGCCAAGCCCCUUGCCCAUCAAGUCACUCAGCGUCUUCAUGACAUCUUCGUCCAGCGCGUUCAUCUGCGCUUUGAGUGCUGUUUUGAUUGCUUCGUUGGCUUCAUGGAUGGUUGUGGGUUUCUGAGUAAACGCUUGCGCUUGCAGUAG